GCACUGGCAACACUUACUAUUGAUGUGCACGCAUCAGUGCUGCGCGUGACCUGUGCGUGUACGCGAGUAAAGUGGCAUUUAUAAAAUUAACAUUACGCAUACCAUUUUGAACGAAAUGAGCAUUGAAUUAAAAGAAAAAUUAAUAGAACAAGUCAGAAAGUAUCAAUGUAUUUACAACCCAGCACACAAACAGUACAAAAAUAUCAACUACAAAACGACGUUGUGGAACAACAUCGCGGCGGAACUGAAUAUCGAAGGUUCCAAAGCAAAAGAGACGUGGCGCUCUCUGCGAGACGGAUACAUUCGCUACAAAAAACAUGUAAAAGGGCAAUCAGGCAUAGGUAGAAAAUAUUGCUAUUUCACUUGGAGCUCACAAUUAGCAUUUUUAGAUAAAGCGUUGAAAUUAGGACCAACAACUACCAAUCCAACAACGCUGCAAAACGGAUCCGAAUUUGGCGAUGCUACUGGGCCGCAACAAUCAUCACUUACCCAAGAACUACCACAUUCAUCAGAACUUUCGCUGUCGUCUCCACUAUCAGGUUGUUCCUGGGCAGGACCUCCGCCGCUAUCACGAACACCAGACUUCAAUACUUCCACACAAUCACUACUGCAUCUGGAUACUAACUCACCGUCAUCGCUUUCUUCAUUGUUACUUCAGAAGAUUGUUGAAGCAGAGAAUAAAAGAGCAAAAUAUGAUGCCGUUGACCUUUUAUUUAUGAGUUAUGCAGCCACCUUCAGAAGAUUGACAUUAAGAAAGCAAGCGGAAUUAAAAGUAAAAUUAGCGCAACUUUUCGCUGACGCCGAAUUUAAUGAAAUGGAUAAUUUUCCAAUGCAUGACCCCCAACCAUGCUCACCAGUAAUACAUUCAGUAAUGUUAGAAGAACCAACAUCGCAGAACUUUGUAGAGCUUAAAAGUGAAUGUGACAGUGACUGAAAAUGCUUAUUUAAGUAAACAAAUGAGAAA
Messenger RNA from Hyposmocoma kahamanoa, 964 nucleotides. RefSeq lists its product as uncharacterized. Gene Ontology annotation, biological process: regulation of transcription by RNA polymerase II. Gene Ontology annotation, cellular component: transcription regulator complex; nucleus. The transcript has 2 exons. Bases 116 to 934 code for a protein of 272 amino acids. NCBI's taxonomy places the organism in Eukaryota, Metazoa, Arthropoda, Insecta, Lepidoptera, Cosmopterigidae. The record is from RefSeq and is a predicted model, not a curated record.